Molecule: messenger RNA, 10543 nt
Organism: Coturnix japonica (Japanese quail)
Lineage: Eukaryota; Metazoa; Chordata; Aves; Galliformes; Phasianidae
Gene: LRBA
Product: LPS responsive beige-like anchor protein
Biological process (GO): intracellular protein localization
Cellular component (GO): cytosol; membrane
Molecular function (GO): protein kinase binding
Source: RefSeq, a predicted model, not a curated record
CGGCCGGCGGCGCUCCGGGAGCCGAGCGCUGUCAUGGCGGCAGACGGCGGCAGGAAGCGAUGGGGCUGAUUGAGAGCAAGGCGUGAGGCGGCGGCGGCUGAAACUUGGGCAGCCUUCCGGGGACAGCGGCGUGAGGCGCUCCGCGGCCGCCGAGAGGCGCGUGUGGUGCCGCCGCCUCCGAACCCCUCCGCGCCGCAGCCGGGGCAGCCCGCGCCCCCUCCGCGGGCGCAGCGGCUGAGCUACCGCCGCUGACAGCCGCCUCCCGUGAGGAGAGUGCGGCCGGACCGUGUUCCUCGGCCCGGGCUGCGUCUUCUUCCCGCUCUGCCGCACGGAGGGCACCGGCCAUGGCGAGCGACGGCAAACAAGUUGUGCGGCCAACAGGUGAUGGCGGAGGAGGAGCGGGGAAAGAAGGAAACGCCGCCGAAGGGGGAAGCGCGCUGCAGCCGCUGAAUCCAGGGGUCCCCAUCCGAGGCAUCAGGAUGAAGUUUGCCGUGCUGGUGGGGCUGGUGGAGGUUGGAGAGGUGUCCAACAGAGACAUCGUGGAUACCAUAUUCAAUCUGCUUGUUGGAGGCCAAUUUGACUUGGAAAUGAACUUUAUCAUCCAAGAAGGAGAGGGCAUUACCUGCAUGGUAGAACUGUUGGAUAAAUGUGACAUCUCCUGUCAGGCUGAGGUGUGGAGCAUGUUUACAGCAAUAUUGAAAAAAAGUAUACGCAAUCUACAAGCAUGCACAGAAGUGGGACUGGUUGAACAAGUGCUCAAGACGAUUGAUAGAGCUGACAACAUGAUUGCAGAUCUCUUAGUGGAGAUGCUGGGAGUGUUGGCUAGCUACAAUUUGACGGUUCGAGAGCUAAAGUUAUUCUUCAGCAAACUUCAAGGAGAAAAAGGAAGAUGGCCACCACAUGCUGGGAAAUUGUUGUCUGUGUUAAAACACAUGCCUCAGAAGUAUGGACCUGAUGCCUUCUUCAACUUUCCAGGAAAAAGUGCUGCAGCUAUUGCCUUACCUCCUAUAGCCAAGUGGCCCUAUCAGAAUGGAUUUACUUUUCACACUUGGUUAAGAAUGGAUCCUGUAAACAAUAUCAAUGUGGAUAAGGAUAAGCCAUAUUUAUAUUGUUUUCGAACGAACAAAGGACUUGGCUAUUCUGCUCACUUUGUUGGUGGCUGCUUGAUUGUAACAUCCAUAAAAUCAAAGGGAAAAGGUUUUCAGCAUUGUGUAAAAUUUGAUUUCAAGCCACAAAAGUGGUAUAUGGUUACUAUUGUGCACAUCUAUAACCGCUGGAAGAAUAGUGAACUUCGAUGCUAUGUGAAUGGGGAGCUGGCAUCUUAUGGAGAAAUAACAUGGUUUGUCAACACCAAUGAUACAUUUGACAAAUGUUUCCUGGGUUCCUCAGAAACAGCAGAUGCCAAUCGAGUGUUUUGUGGGCAAAUGACAUCUGUGUACCUUUUUAGCGAGGCUCUCAAUGCUGCUCAGAUCUUUGCCAUUUAUCAGCUUGGACUGGGAUAUAAGGGAACAUUCAAAUUCAAGGCAGAAAGUGAUCUCUUCCUUGAUGAACAUCACAAAUUGUUGCUGUAUGAUGGCAAGCUGUCCAGUGCUAUUGCUUUUAUGUACAAUCCAAGGGCUACAGAUGCACAGCUCUGUCUAGAGUCAUCCCCUAAAGAUAACCCUUCUAUUUUUGUUCAUUCACCACAUGCCCUCAUGCUGCAGGAUGUGAAAGCCGUGUUGACACAUUCUGUCCAAAGUGCUUUGCACUCCAUUGGAGGAGUGCAGGUACUUUUCCCUCUCUUUGCACAGCUAGACUAUAGGCAAUAUUCAUCGGACCACAUUGACACGACUGUCUGUUCUACUUUGUUGUCUUUUAUUAUGGAGUUGUUGAAGAACUCGAUUGCUAUGCAAGAUCAAAUGCUUUCCUGUAAGGGCUUCCUUGUGAUAGGAUAUAGCUUGGAAAAGUCUUCCAAAGCUCAUGUUACCCGAGCUGUACUAGAGCUAUGCCUUGCAUUUUCUAAGUAUCUGAGCAACUUGCACAAUGGGGUGCCCUUGCUGAAACAGCUAUGUGAUCAUAUUCUCCUUAAUCCUGCAAUAUGGAUUCAUAUCCCAGCACAGGUUCAGCUGAUCCUGUACACUUACCUGUCUACUGAGUUCAUUGGCACUGUUAACAUAUAUGGCGCAAUUAGACGGGUUGGGACAGUUCUUUUGGUCAUGCAUACCCUGAAGUAUUAUUACUGGGUAGUGAAUCCUCAAGAUCGCAGUGGUAUAACUCCCAAAGGUGUAGAUGGGCCACGGCCUACUCAAAAAGAGAUUUUAUCUCUGCGAGCAUUUUUGUUGAUGUUCAUUAAACAACUAGUGAUGAAGGACUAUGGAAUAAAAGAAGAAGAAUUGCAGGCAAUCCUCAAUUAUCUGCUCACUAUUCAUGAGGAUGACAAUCUAAUGGAUGUCCUGCAGUUGCUUGUUGCUCUCAUGUCAGAGCACCCAAGUUCUAUGAUCCCUGCUUUUGAUCAGAGGAAUGGAUUACAGGUCGUCUACAAACUUUUGGCGUCAAAAAGUGAAGGCAUCAGGGUGCAAGCUCUGAAAGUGAUGGGAUAUUUCUUAAAGCAUCUUGCUCCUAAGAGAAAAGCUGAAAUCAUGCUUGGACAUGGAUUGUUUUCAUUGCUAGCUGAAAGGCUGAUGCUUCAUACUAACUUGAUCACCAUGACCACAUACAAUGUCUUAUUUGAGAUUCUGACUGAACAGAUAUGUACUCAAGUGAUACAUAAACAGCAUCCUGACCCAGAUUCAACGGUGAAGAUACAAAAUCCUCAGAUUUUGAAGGUUAUUGCAAUCCUGCUACGUAAUUCUCCACAGAGUCCAGAAACAUUGGAGAUUCGGCGAGCCUUUCUCUCAGAUAUGAUUAAACUUUUUAAUAACAGCAGAGAAAAUAGGAGGAGUUUGUUGCAGUGCUCCGUUUGGCAGGAGUGGAUGCUUUCUCUGUGCUGUUUUAAUCCCAAGACUUCUGAGGAGCAGAAGAUAACUGAGAUGGUGUAUACCAUUUUUCGAAUUUUGCUUUACCAUGCUAUCAAAUAUGAGUGGGGCGGCUGGCGUGUUUGGGUGGAUACACUGUCUAUCACACAUUCAAAGGUAACCUUUGAAAUGCACAAAGAGAGUCUUUCACAAAUGUACAAGGAAUACCAAGGGAAGGGAGGUGACGGGAGUGUAAUGUGUCCUUCAGCUCCAAUUAGAACAAUUUCUGGAGCUGGCAAAGGAGCUGAAAUUGUGGAAAAGAAUCAAUGUUUAGAAUUAAAAGAAGCUGCUACUGCUCCUCCCUUCCAUGAUGAUAUGGAGUCUGUUACUGAAAAAAAUGAAUCAGAAGCUGACCAGAAAACUCUUUCAGCCUCUAAGCAAAGGAAGGGCUCAAAGGAUGAGGACAGGGAUGAGGACAGGGAAGAAGCAGUGCCUUAUUCAGAGCUUUCUCCAGAGCCAGAAGCAAUAAAACCCAGUGUUUCAGAAAUUAGUAGUGGAAUAGCUGAAGCGAUUGAAGAUUCUCUUAGCAAAGAUCAUGAGCUUGUGGAGGAAACCGUUGCUGUUACUUCAGCUUCUUUGGUAAUGGAAACUUCUUUGGAAGGAGAAAUUCAUGAAAGUCCAGGAGGAAUGGAAAGAUCAGCAGUGGAAGUGGAAGAUGAAGAUGACUUUGUUGAUUUAAAAGAGGAGAGUAGUAUGCCUUUACCUUCAGAAGAGUUUGCAGAAACAGACAGAAAGCAUAGCUCUAAUGAAAAUCAAGAGACAAAGCAGGAAAAGGCAACACAACAGCAACUUGAAUCUGUGCUUUUAAAAUCUGAAGGUACCGGAGGUGUGGAUGUGCAAAACGAAGAUCUAGCUUUAUCAGAAACAGUCAGUUCUGCAGCUGAAGUAGAGAAUCAACCAAAUUCAGAAGGGAAAAAGAAGAUGGAGGAAGAAAAGGUGCUUUAUAGUGAAAGUGGAACAGAUACCAAUGCACAUAUACCAGACCAUGCAGGGUCCUCUGAAAAAAGAAUUGCCAGGCUUGAUGUUUCUAGUGUUGCAUCUGAUACAGAAAGACUGGAACUGAAAGCCAAUACACGUCUAGAAGCACCUCUUGCCCACAGAUCCCUACCUGAGAGAUACCUGUUAAUGGAUGCUCUUCAUUCUGCACCAUUCUUCCUUAAAGGAGGAAAAACACUCUCUACAGCAACAUAUACUCUUCCUGUGAUGUCAAGGCAGCAAGAUUCUUCAGGACAAGAGCUAGCUGCUAUAUCAGAUGGGCAGAGAAGAGAAUCUAGAUCAACUGUGUUCCGUAUUCCUGAGUUUAAGUGGUCACUGAUGCAUCAGCGCUUGCUUACGGACUUGCUCUUUUCCAUUGAAACAGAUAUACAGAUGUGGAGAAGUCAUUCUACAAAAACUGUAAUGGACUUUGUGAAUAGCAGUGACAAUGUCAUAUUUGUACACAAUACAAUUCACCUCAUCUCUCAAGUGAUGGACAACAUGAUCAUGGCUUGUGGUGGCAUAUUGCCACUUCUUUCUGCUGCCACAUCUGCUACACAUGAGUUGGAGAACAUUGAGGCCACUCAAGGACUUUCGGUUGAAGCUUCUUUAACAUUUCUCCAAAGAUUAAUUAACCUUGUAGAUGUGUUAAUUUUUGCAAGCUCUCUUAGUUUCACUGAAAUUGAGUCUGAGAAAAAUAUGUCAUCUGGAGGAAUUCUACGACAAUGUCUUCGUUUGGUAUGUGCCAUAGCAGUAAGAAAUUGCUUGGAGUGUCAGCAGCAUGCACAGAUGAAGCCAAUUGGAGACACAGCAAAGAAUCAAAAAGCAAUGCAGGGGUUUAUAGGAGCAGGAAGGUCUGCAGCAAAGAGUCCGGUGGACAUUGUGACAGGUGGAAUUUCUCCAAUACGAGACCUUGACAGACUUCUGCAGGACAUGGAUAUUAACAGACUUCGAGCAGUAGUGUUCAGAGAUAUAGAGGAUAGUAAACAGGCUCAGUUCUUGGCCUUGGCAGUUGUAUAUUUUAUUUCAGUACUCAUGGUUUCAAAAUACAGAGAUAUUCUGGAACCCCAGAAUGAAAGAAGACCACCAAACCACAGUCAGUCCUUCAAGGAAUCAGAGAAUGAAAAUAAUGGAACUUCUGCUGCAGAUGUGGAACAUCCAUCUGCUACUCUUGGUGCUUUUACUUCAGCUUCCACUGAAGAGUCAGAGUGUACAGCAUCUGUACAAAGAAGGGACUCUGGUCUUGGAGAGGAACCAACUUCAGAGCAAACAAACAGUUCGGGUGGUGCUGCUGAAGCAGGAGCACUGAGUGUCAGUGCAGGUCCAGAUGCUGUCAGUGAAGUACUUUGCACCCUGUCCUUGGAAGUAAAUAAGUCUCAGGGGGACAGAGUUGAGACAGGAGCAGAGGACAGUAAGUCUUCAGCUUCUGUGCCAGCUGCAAAAAAUGUUAAUGUAAAGGACAUCCUGAGAAGCUUAGUAAGCACACCAGCUGAUGGGACUGCAGUUGAUCCUACUCUUCUGCCACCAGCCUUUCUUGGAGUUCUUGGUGAUGGAGCUGCUGAGCAUCCUGUACAGUUCCAUUCCUUUGACAGGAGUGUUGUAGUACCACCGAAGAAAUCAAACAUUUCCUCUACUACAGCUGCUAUGGGUAUUCCUGCAAAUGCUGUCAGCGUGGUUUCUUCUUUAGAUUCUGCGCAAGCCCCAGAUUUGUCAGGAGAAUCUCCUGGAAGGCGAUCAUCUAGUUCAAAACUGCCAUCUGUCCCUACAGUUUCUUCAGUGCCUGAGGAUUCUGCUUCAAAUAUGAGCAUUACAGACAGACUUGAACAUGCUUUGGAAAAAGCUGCCCCACUUCUGAGAGAGAUUUUUGUGGAUUUUGCUCCCUUUCUUUCUCGAACUCUUUUGGGCAGCCAUGGACAGGAGUUGUUGAUAGAAGGUACAAGCCUUGUAUGUAUGAAAUCUAGCAGCUCAGUUGUGGAGCUGGUGAUGCUUCUUUGCUCACAGGAGUGGCAGAACUCCAUACAAAAGAAUGCUGGCCUUGCCUUUAUAGAACUUGUCAAUGAAGGAAGGUUGUUGAGUCAGACUAUGAAAGACCAUAUAGUGCGUGUUGCAAAUGAAGCAGAAUUUAUUUUGAACCGACAAAGAGCUGAAGAUGUCCACAAGCAUGCUGAGUUUGAGUCACUAUGUGCCCAGUACUCUGCUGACAAACGUGAAGAAGAAAAAAUGUGCCAUCAUUUGAUAACGGCAGCUAAGUACCGAGACCAAGUGACUGCAACUCAGUUAAUACAGAAAAUUGUCAACAUUCUUACAGACAAGCAUGGAGCAUGGGGAAGCUCUGCGCCAAGUCGUCCUCGUGAGUUCUGGCGCCUUGACUACUGGGAAGAUGACUUGCGGCGCCGGCGACGAUUUGUGCGUAACCCCCUCGGAUCGACACAUCCUGAAGCGACACUAAAAGCAGCUGGAGAACACGCUCCUGACGAAGAUAUACUUGUUAAGGGAAAGCAGUCUAUCAAGAGUCAAGCCUUAGGAAAUCAGAACUCAGAAAGUGAGAUUCUCUUAGAAGGCGACGACGAUAUCACAUCAUUCAUUGAGGAAAGAGAAGUGGAGAACCUAACGGGUCCAGUCGCCCUGAGUGCGCCAGCUCAGCUGGUGGCACCCUCGGUGGUGGUAAAAGGCACUUUGUCCAUCACUCUUUCCGAGCUCUACUUCGAGGUGGAUGAAGAAGAUCCCAGUUUUAAGAAAAUCGACCCAAAGAUUCUGGCAUAUACAGAAGGACUCCAUGGAAAAUGGCUCUUUUCAGAGAUUCGAGCUAUCUUUUCCCGACGCUAUCUUUUGCAAAAUACAGCUCUGGAGAUAUUCAUGGCAAAUAGAGUGGGUGUCAUGUUCAACUUUCCUGACCAAGCAACAGUGAAGAAAGUGGUUAAUUGUCUACCUCGGGUUGGUAUUGGGGCUACCUUUGGACUACCUCAGACCAGACGCAUUUCUUUGGCUAGUCCACGACAGAUUUUCAAAGCUUCCCAUAUGACCCAGCGAUGGCAACACCGAGAAAUUUCUAACUUUGAAUACCUGAUGUUUUUAAACACAAUAGCAGGUCGCACUUACAAUGAUUUAAAUCAGUACCCUAUUUUCCCUUGGGUUCUUACCAACUAUGAAUCAGAUGAGUUGGACCUUACACUUCCUAGCAACUUCAGAGAUUUGUCAAAGCCUAUUGGAGCUUUGAACCCAAAGAGAGCGGUAUUCUAUGCAGAACGUUAUGAAACAUGGGAAGAUGAUCAAGUUCCAAAGUUUCACUAUGGUACACAUUAUUCAACUGCAAGCUUUGCACUCGCAUGGUUAUUAAGAAUUGAACCCUUCACAACAUUUUUCCUAAAUCUACAAGGUGGGAAGUUUGAUCAUGCUGAUAGAACCUUUUCAUCUAUUUCAAGAGCAUGGCGAAACAGUCAGCGUGACACUUCUGAUAUCAAGGAAUUGAUUCCUGAAUUCUAUUACCUCCCAGAGAUAUUUGUCAACAGCAACAAUUACAAUCUAGGGGUGAUGGAUGAUGGAACAGUUGUGUCUGAUGUUGAACUUCCACCAUGGGCCAAAACCCCAGAAGAAUUUGUUCGUAUAAACAGACUGGCAUUAGAAAGUGAGUUUGUUUCCUGCCAGCUUCACCAGUGGAUUGAUCUGAUUUUUGGCUACAAACAGCAAGGGCCAGAGGCUGCCAGAUCCCUGAAUGUAUUCUACUAUUUGACGUAUGAAGGAGCUGUUAAUUUAAGUUCAAUAACAGAUCCUGUAUUGAGAGAGGCUGUUGAAGCUCAAAUACGAAGUUUUGGACAGACCCCUUCUCAACUGCUCAUAGAACCACAUCCUCCAAGAAGUUCUGCCAUGCAGGUGUAUCUCCUCCUGCAGAGCCCGUUGAUGUUCACAGACCAAGCUCAACAGGAUGUUAUCAUGGUUCUAAAGUUCCCAUCCAACUCCCCUGUCACUCAUGUAGCAGCCAACACCCAGCCUGGUCUGACCAAUCCUGCUGUGAUCACAGUUACUGCAAAUAGGCUAUUUGCUUUAAAUAAGUGGCAUAAUCUUCCUGCUCAUCAAGGUGCUGUACAAGACCAGCCUUACCAGCUGCCAGUGGAAAUCGAUCCUCUCAUAGCCAGCAAUACAGGUAUGCACAGAAGGCAAAUCACUGACCUCUUAGACCAAAGUAUUCAGGUACAUUCCCAGUGUUUUGUCAUCACCUCUGACAAUCGUUAUAUCUUGGUUUGUGGCUUCUGGGACAAGAGUUUCCGAGUUUAUUCUACUGACUCAGGUAAACUGAUGCAAGUAAUAUUUGGACACUGGGAUGUUGUCACCUGUCUUGCUCGUUCUGAGUCAUAUAUUGGAGGAAAUUGUUACAUUCUGUCAGGGUCACGUGAUGCAACAUUGCUGCUCUGGUACUGGAAUGGCAAAACCAAUAUCGUUGGUGAUAAUCCAAGAGGUGAUUUUGCAACUCCUCGAGCCAUUUUGACAGGACAUGACUAUGAGAUCACCUGUGCUACCAUAUGUGCUGAACUCGGCUUAGUAAUAAGUGGUUCAAAAGAAGGACCAUGUCUCAUACAUUCUAUGAAUGGAGAUUUGCUGAGGACAUUAGAAGGUCCUGAAACAUUAGAAGGUCCUGAAAAUUGCCUGAGACCAAAACUUAUUCAAGCUUCAAGGGAAGGACAAUGUGUCAUAUAUUAUGAAAACGGCCUUUUUUGUGUAUUCAGUGUGAAUGGGAGACUUCAAGCCACUAUGGAAACAGAAGAUAAGAUCAAGGCAAUCCAGCUGAGUAGAGAUGGACAGUAUCUGCUUACAGGUGGAGACAAUGGAGUUGUCAUGGUAUGGCAGAUGUGGGACCUGAAGAAGCUUUUUGCUUACCCAGGCUGUGAUGCUGGAAUCCGAUCCAUGGCCCUGUCAUAUGACCAAAGGUGCAUACUGACCGGGAUGGCAUCAGGGAGCAUAGUGGUUUUCUACAAUGACUUCAAUCGUUGGCAUCAUGAAUAUCAAACCAGAUACUGAUCUUCGUGGAGACCACAGUUACCAUUAAUAUGGGCGGCUGUUGUUGGAAUGAGACUGGCCAUAGCACACCUCCCUUGGUGUCCUGUCACAACAUUGCUCCUUAUAAAUAGCUAUAUCCUAUCUGAAUGUAACUUAAAUUUGCUGGGAGAAGCAACCUAUUUUUUAAAGUUAAUCGCUAUUUUUGUAGACUUUGCUUGACUUUUUUGGGGGAAGGGCUGUGAAGCAAAAAAAUGGCUGCUGGGUUCUGUAGUUAAAAAUCUAUAUUUUUAGUCAUAAUGAGAAGUCUAUUUUGAUCCCUGUAUGUAAAAGAAACCUAAAAUAAAGUCAGUUAAAACUCACAUUCUAGAUGUGUCAUGAAGAAACAGAUUUUUCCACCUGAAGCUUUAUCUAUGCCUUUGAAGAAUAUAUGAUUUUAACAUAAUGGAAAUGAAUUAUGUCACUUGGGGUCUUUUAAUCUGUGCUAUCUAUACUAUACUUUGUCUUGUACUUUUCCAAAUGAUUGUACUACAUCAGCACUGACAUUUCUGAAAAUCAAUAGUAAUAUUUAAAUUAUGGUUAAUGUAAUGUUAAACUUUGCAAAUGGUUUCCAUCAAUGUCAAUAUUCAGGCAUGUUCCUAUGCCUAGACAAUUAGUUAUUUUUAGUUGUUUGUUAACGUGCAGUUAAGAGAGCAAUAGAGUUUGUGUUGCAUCAAGUAUGAAUCCUUCCAGUUUUUACCUGACAUCUCCUUCAAAGCACACCAAAAUGUAGAUUGUUCCUCAAAAUCAGGAAGGCUGUUUGAAAGCCUUAAGCUCAAAUCAGAAACCCACAGAAGUGGGGUUUUUUUGUGUGUGGUUUUUUGUUUUUUUCUUAAUAGGUGCAUUUACCAAAGCACACUUCUGCUGUCUGACUGUGAAAGCACUCAAAAGGCAAAAUGUUUGCUGGUGCACAGCCUCUCUACAGCAGCAGAAGCACUAGACUUGCAGGUUGCUCUUCUUGUUUGUUCAGAACUGACCCCUGCAGUACUGUAGCACACACCAUGUUCCUUUUCUGUAUAUGGCAGGAACAUCUUUUAUAUUUUGCUAUCACCAAAACUAGUCAGGUCCUGUCCAAUCUUGUGAAAUGCUCUCUUUCUUUUAGGAAAUGAAAAAUAAUUUAUAUUAAGGAACAAUAAGUUAUUUUGGUGUUGCACAAAUCUACUUUUCUACAAGAUUGCUGUGCAGAACUCUGUGAAAAUAUUUGUGAAAAGAACUGUUAUUGUUUUGUAAGUCUGUAUUGCAUAAAAGUAUCUUCUUUGUAUGUUGUGAUCUAUCAGUUGAAAUUUACAUUCCCUAUCUGUAUUGAUACAUACAUACAUUUCUCUAGCUGCCUACUAGCGCAGUUCCUGUUUUUCUAAGCAUUUAGCUUCUAUCUCUUUAAGUAAAGAUUUGGAAUGAGGAAAUUCAGUUUGAGUGAAGAAAUUAAAUAAAAUUGCAUUUGUAAUUGAGAGCUCGAUUGGGACGUAUUGUGUUCUUGUGGCUCAAUGUUUGUUCACAAGAGAGAAAACAGGUGCUAUGGCUGACACACAUUAAAGUGGUGAUUAAGC